AUGGCUUUUAAACAGGGAUUGCAGGAAAUUUUGGAAGGAUAUCUGAGGAUUUUGACAAAAGCUGAACAAGAGUUUUGUGUAUUUGAAGAUGAUUCUGAAAGUGAGACAAUACAAAAUAUAAUGCCACUCACCUAUUUAAAACAAUUACUAAGAGAUUAUGAAAUUAUUUUCCCUAAAUUACUAGAUAUCAUUCAACAAGUUGAAAGUGAAAAUUUAAUUGGAGCCAGAUUGUUAGAUUUUUUACAUAAUUCUACAUUUUCUGGAAUACCUAUUAUUGAGGCUACUAUAACUAAAUUACUUUUUCACUGCAAUGUAGUAUUGAUGAAACAAAUAUCAGCAUGGAUGAUUUAUGGAAUAAUAUCUAAUCAAAGCGAGUUUUUUAUUUAUGAAGAUAAUCAAUCUAAUUUGAAUAAUUCUAAUUUGGAUGAAAGUAUUUCAUCCUCUCAUGCUAACAGAGAUAAUUGGAAUAAGCAAUUCGUUCUCAAUACUGAUGAAAUUCCAUCAUAUAUUUCACUUCGAGUUGCCCAUAAAAUUUUAUUCAUAGGGAAGGCCAUAAAGGUACUGCAAACAUUUAACACCAUAUCAAAUACACAUAAUCAAUACAAGCUACCAAAUGACGAGCUGGUAGAAUUUAAACAAGCCAUGAACAUACAUGAGACUAAAAAGAGAUACAAUUCAUUUAAUUUCGAGUUUACGAUUGACAAGAUACGCAUGACUGUUGGUGGUCAUUUGUGGAAUCUGGUAGUGUCGGAUUGUGAUUUGCUGGGCCAUAUCAAGUCAAUUAGGGACUACUUUUUCUUGGGAAUGGGAGACUUUUUCCUCUAUUUGAUCGAGGAUUUAGAAAAGAUAUUCUCACAACACUAUACACCACAACAUUUACAAAAGGAUUUGAAAAAUAUUUUCAAACAAGCUUCAUCAAAGAGCUCAGCUGAGGGUGAAAAGUUUUUGAACAUCUUUACUCCAAGCUAUGAAAAGAUAAUUCUUAAGGAGGAUUCUACCAAAUUUGACCUUCUCAAAUCCAAACAUUGGCCUAAUGAAAUUUCUCUGCAAUUCAGAGUUGGUUGGCCGCUCAAUCUCUUCUUUACAGAAGAUAUUAUUGAGCUUUACAAUGAUAUUUUCCAAUUCAUGUUAACUUGUAAAAGAAUGGAAUUGAAACUCUCCAACUCGUGGCUACCCCUUACUAGAAGUAGAUCUUCAAAACCAUUCCCAGAGCUUUCUUGGACACUAGUGUUGAGGUCUAAAAUGUCAAAUUUCAUGUACAAUUUACAAUUUUAUUUACAUACAGAAGUUACUGAUAGCGAAUUUAUGGCUAUGGAAAAGUCAAUUUCCACAGAAACCAAAGACUUUGAGACAGCUAGAAAAAUACAUACCAAUGCCAUCCUAAAGAUACAUCAAAGAUGUUUCCUCAAUAAGAAGCAAAUCAUGAUACCAAUCUAUACUAUUUUUGAUCAAUGCACUCAAUUGUGUGAAAUUAUUUAUCUACUCAGUCAAGAGCUAACACAAGCAAACUUUCAAAAAUCAGCAUCCCGUUUGGAACAAGUUGAAAAGGAGUUUGAAAGAAAUAGGAAUCUUCUUGUACAAAUAGCACCAUUUCUCUUUUCAAUCAUUGAAAAUAAAGAUGAUGUUUAA
Molecule: messenger RNA, 1629 nt
Organism: Naegleria gruberi
Lineage: Eukaryota; Heterolobosea; Eutetramitea; Acrasida; Naegleriidae
Exons: 1
Coding region: 1-1629 (542 amino acids)
Biological process (GO): cytoplasmic microtubule organization; meiotic cell cycle; mitotic cell cycle
Cellular component (GO): spindle pole; gamma-tubulin complex; equatorial microtubule organizing center
Molecular function (GO): gamma-tubulin binding; microtubule minus-end binding
Source: RefSeq, a predicted model, not a curated record